Hipposideros armiger (great roundleaf bat) is the source of this 1781-nucleotide messenger RNA. It is a transcript of the gene TFB2M, whose product is annotated as transcription factor B2, mitochondrial. The transcript is spliced from 8 exons. Gene Ontology annotation, cellular component: mitochondrial matrix. Gene Ontology annotation, molecular function: rRNA (adenine-N6,N6-)-dimethyltransferase activity; mitochondrial transcription factor activity. Gene Ontology annotation, biological process: transcription initiation at mitochondrial promoter; rRNA methylation. Lineage: Eukaryota; Metazoa; Chordata; Mammalia; Chiroptera; Hipposideridae. Bases 133 to 1326 code for a protein of 397 amino acids. The record is from RefSeq and is a predicted model, not a curated record.
GCAGUUCGUAGUGGUUACUUCCGCCCGGUCUAGUUGGGCGAUGCGUCGUGUUGCACGUGGGGUUCCCAGUGUGGCGUUCGCUGGCGAUGUAAUGAUUCUGGGUGACAUUGGGACGGACCCUAGAGGGUGAGGAUGUGGGCUCCAGUGGCGGGGCUUCCUCCGCGGCUGACGCUGUCAGCCUUUUCCGGGGCUGGUCGCUUUUGCGUUUUGAGGCACAGAGCGGCGAGGUGGAAGGACGUCCCAGCCAGGAACAGCCGUGGUUUGUCUGACUUCCACCCGCAGCUGUUGCCCAGUCAGGGUUUCGGAGAUUCGCCCUCCUGGCUGUCCAAGUGCCGCUUCGAGGCCAGGCAUUACCUAAUCAACCCGAAACUAGCGGAGACCGUGGUGCAGAUCCUGUGGGACAAACAAGACGCUUGCAAGGUAUUCCUGGAAUGCAAUCCAGGUCCUGGAAUCCUGACUCAAGCAUUAAUUGAAAGAGGUGCCAGAGUGAUUGCCCUUGAAAGUGACAGAACUUUUAUUCCACAUUUGGAGUCCCUAGGAAAAAAUCUGGAUGGAAAACUAGAUGUGGUCCACUGUGACUUCUUUAAACUGGAUCCUAGAAGUCAUGGAGUGGUAAAACCUCCGAGUGUGACUUCACAGUUACUUUUUCAGAAUUUGGGAAUAGAAGCACUUCCUUGGUCAAGAGGUAUCCCUUUAAAAGUAGUUGGAAUCUUCCCAACUAAAAAUGGGAGAAAGACACUUUGGAAACUUUUACAUGACAUAUAUUCCUGUACUUCUAUAUAUAGAUAUGGACGAGUAGAACUAAAUUUGUUUAUUAAUGAAAAGGAAUGCCAGAAGCUAAUGGCAAAUCCUCAGACUCCACGCCUGUACCAAGCAUUAAGCGUGCUCUGGCAAGUGGCUUGUGAGGUGGAACUGCUGCAUGUGGAGCCCUGGUCAUCAUUUGACAUAUACACGCAAAGUGGGCAACUGGAAAAGCCGAAGUGCAAGGAGUCAUUGGAAGAAAUGAAACAAAACCUGUGUUUUAUUCGACUGACUCCCCGUAGAAAUUUAUUUACAGAAAACUUAACACCUGUUAACUAUGAUGUAUUUUUUCACAUGUUAAAGCAGUGUUUUAUGAAGCGCAAUGCCAAGCUAAUAGACCACUUAUGUUCAUUGAGUCCAGUUGAUGCAAUGGAUAUAUUGAAGCAAAUAAGAAAAAAGGAAAAAACAAAAAUAACAAAUAUGUAUCCUCGAGACUUUAAACACCUUUUUGAAACGAUAGAGUGCUCCAAAGGUUAUACCUGUAAGUGGCUAUAUGAUGACUUCAUGGAAGACAUAAUCACAUAGGGAACUGGACUGUGAAGAUAGUAGCUGGAGCCACUGGUUUAAUUUGUAAAUUAUAACACUAAUGAAGAAGAACUAAGCUUGAAAAGCUUACAUCUGUUCAACAAAAGGUAAUGUUCUUGUUUUGCACAAACUAGGCAGAUCAUCUUCUGAAGUUUGUACCAUUAGUACAUUGGAGAAAACAGUGGCCGCUAUUUUAUUCACAACUGAAGAAAAUGAAAACUUCAGUUAAUUGUGGAUUUGAUCAGCUUGGAUUUGUUUUGUUUUAAAUUCCCAUCUACUGUCAACAUACUGGUAGUUGUAGGGUAUUACCAGAUGAAAUUUAGUUUAAAAAAUCCUUUUGGCCAAAUACAGUGUAUUAAUUUAAAUAUUCCACUUUCACUGUUCCUUUUUGCAGCCUCCUAGGGGGCAAGAGUUUGUACAUUUUUAAGUUUAGAAAGUAAACUGAUUUAAGUGUU